AGCCAACCUUGCUAAUGAGGUUUAUUAAAAUCAGGAUCAAUGGAUUUCCGAGCGGUGGGGAUAGCUAUGCUAUUGCUGGCGCUCCUGAAUUUUGGAAGUGGGCAGGAGAAUAUUAAUGAAGUCAUUGCAAGUGGACCAAAACCAAUGAACUGGAUGAAAAGUGCUCAGAAUAUCCUUGCUGGGCCUGCUGGGCAAAUGAUGGUUCAGUUCGCUAAGGAGUUAAUAAGUCGAUCUUCAGGAAGUAGCCAAAUACUCAGCUUGAAUUUGGGUAAUUUCUUCGUUUUGCUAAUUCUGAAGGCGUUAAUAUUCGCUGUGAGCAUGAUUGGAGCGGGAAAUUGGAACCAUUAUGCAAGACGUAUGGAUGCUGAAGAGACAAUAUUUUCGGCUGGGGAGCCUUCGCUUCUAAUCGGAUAUUUGGCAGCUCAAGGAUCUGGAAGAGAUGGAUGUUUACACAAAGCAGCCUGCAAGGCACCGCGAGUAGCUUUUGAAUAUUCUAAGGCAGGAAAGGCUCUGUUAGAUGGAAUUGAAAUGUUCCAAGGGAACAUCAGUGAUAAAGCUCGCUAUCAAAAUCUUAUCAAUUUAGUGGAAAAGUCUGCGUUCGAUGGAUAUAAGGGGGCACCAUGCGAUUUGAUAUAUCGAUGCGAUCUUUAAGCUACGCAUUAGUUUCUCAUUAGGAAAUCAG
This is a messenger RNA of Hermetia illucens (black soldier fly), 682 nucleotides long. RefSeq lists its product as uncharacterized. Lineage: Eukaryota; Metazoa; Arthropoda; Insecta; Diptera; Stratiomyidae. The record is from RefSeq and is a predicted model, not a curated record. The transcript is spliced from 5 exons. Bases 40 to 651 code for a protein of 203 amino acids.